Messenger RNA from Antrostomus carolinensis (chuck-will's-widow), 1023 nucleotides. RefSeq names its product NADPH oxidase 4. The transcript has 10 exons. The annotation marks the transcript as partial. Gene Ontology annotation, cellular component: plasma membrane; NADPH oxidase complex. Gene Ontology annotation, molecular function: superoxide-generating NAD(P)H oxidase activity. Lineage: Eukaryota; Metazoa; Chordata; Aves; Caprimulgiformes; Caprimulgidae. The record is from RefSeq and is a predicted model, not a curated record. Gene Ontology annotation, biological process: superoxide anion generation; defense response.
UGGCUCUCCCUCAACCUAUGGCUCUUCUGGAAAACCUUCCUGCUCUAUUAUCAAGGGCUGGAGUAUUAUUAUUUGCAUCAGAUGUUAGGGCUAGGAUUGUGUGUUAGCAGAGCUUCAGCAUCUGUCCUCAAUUUCAACUGCUGCCUGGUCCUUCUACCAAUGUGCCGUGUUCUCUUGGCCUUCCUGCGAGGAUCUCAGAAGGUUGCCAGUAGGAAAACCAGAAGGCUGCUAGAUAAAAGUAAAACUUUCCAUGUGACGUGUGGUAUUACAAUAUGCAUCUUUUCAGUUUUACAUGUUGCUGCUCACCUGGUGAAUGCUCUUAACUUCUCUGAGAACUACAACGAAGACUUUCUGUCACUAAAUGCAGCAAACUAUCGUGGUGAGGACCCGAGGAAACUGCUUUUUGCUACUGUUCCAGGUCUGACUGGAGUCAUUAUGGUGUUAGUAUUAUUCCUCAUGUGUACAGCUUCUACGUAUGCCAUCAGGGUUUCAAACUAUGACAUCUUCUGGUAUACACACAACCUUUUCUUUGUCUUCUAUAUGCUGCUGAUGCUGCAUGUUUCUGGGGGAGUGCUCAAGUAUCAGACCAACUUAGAGGAACACCCUCCUGGUUGCUUUAAUCCUAACAAAACACUGCAAGAGAAUAUGACGGAUUCAAAAGCUUUUGAAGAGAUGUUUCCUGACUAUACUACUGAGCCUUUCCCAGAGGACUUAUCAGUACCAGAACCCUUUGUACAAAAUAACUUUAUGAGAAUUUGUUCCGAGGAACCCAAGUUCCAGUCACACUUCCCAGAGACCUGGUUUUGGAUUUCUGGACCUCUGUGCCUGUACUGUGUGGAAAGGCUGUACCGCUACAUCCGCAGCAAUAAACCAGUCACAAUAACUUCAGUGAUAAGCCAUCCUUCCAAUGUCCUUGAAGUAAGGAUGAUGAAAGAUGACUUUAAAGCAAGACCUGGUCAGUAUGUUAUUCUACACUGUCCAAGAGUGUCUGCACUGGAAAGCCAUCCAUUCACCCUUACAAUG